Molecule: messenger RNA, 1376 nt
Organism: Selaginella moellendorffii
Lineage: Eukaryota; Viridiplantae; Streptophyta; Lycopodiopsida; Selaginellales; Selaginellaceae
Product: putative serine carboxypeptidase-like 23
Exons: 9
Coding region: 19-1329 (436 amino acids)
Biological process (GO): proteolysis
Molecular function (GO): serine-type carboxypeptidase activity
Source: RefSeq, a predicted model, not a curated record
CAUCCACUCGUGAGAGCUAUGAGGACAUGGAUUCAUCUUCUUCUUGUGCUCCUCCAGGUUGCAUUGGCAUUGGCUGCAGACCCUUCGCACCUUGUGCAAGGGCUUCCUGGGCAACCAGAGGUUGGAUUUAAGCAGUACGCUGGUCAAGUUGAGAUAAACGCCACAGCUGGACGUGCACUGUUCUACUGGUUCUAUGAAGCAGAUCACCCCAAUGCAUCUUCCUUGCCGUUGGUACUAUGGCUUAAUGGAGGACCGGGAUGUUCAUCCAUUGGCGCUGGAGCUCUUGGAGAGACUGGUCCGUUCCGCACGAAUGACUCAGGCACUGGGCUUGUUCGCAAUCCGUACUCAUGGAAUCAAGCUGCGAAUCUCAUAUUUUUGGAGGUCCCUUAUAAUACCGGUUUCUCGUAUACAAACUUGUAUUCUGAUGGGGGAUUUUACACAGACAAUCAAACAGCCAUCGAUUCUUUGCUGUUUCUGCUCGAAUUUCUCACAAAAUUCCCUGAGUAUAGACAGAAUGACUUCUUCAUUACAGGAGAAAGCUUUGCAGGACAUUUCAUACCAACGCUGGCAUCGCAAAUCCUUUCGCAUAAUGAGCAAAAUGGAAGCCGUAUCAACCUGAAGGGGUUUGCUAUUGGUAAUCCUUCCACGGACAAUGAUGACUAUGACGCUCCUGGUAACAUUGAGUUCUUAUACUCGCAUUCAGUCAUUUCUGAGGAGCUUUACCAAGAAUAUAAGACCUACUGUGGGAGGGGGAGGAACGAUGACGAAGCAUUAGCUAGAUGUGGAAAUGCUAGCUCCCAGAUCUUUGCUUUGACUGGCUACAUUGAUCGUUACAACAUCUAUGCACCAACAUGCAACUUACUUUCAGGACCGGAUGAUGAGGCUUGCCUUGAUUCUGUGACACCUUACCUCAAUCGCCAGGAUGUUCAGGUCGCCUUGCACGUCGAGACAAGACCAGUUCGGUGGCGUUUAUGCAACCCGGAUAUUGACAGGAGCUACUUGCCACUAGAUAAACAGCGUUCAAUGCUUCCCGUAUACCAGAGUUUGUUCAAGAGUGACUUGAGAAUCUGGAUUUACAGUGGGGACUUGGAUUCUAUUGUUUCGACGCUUUCAACCAGGAGCUGGAUCAAAGCACUCAAUCUCACUAUUGUUACUCCAUGGUAUGCGUGGAACUACACAAAUCAGGUUGGUGGAUGGACUGAAGUGUACUCAGAAAUGACAUUUGCGACAGUAAGAGGCUCUGGACAUCAGCCUCCAGUUGACAAGCCUGGCCAGGCACUUACCUUGUUCCAACACUUUAUCGAAGGCAAGACACUGCCGUCGUUUUAGCUGUAACAAGGGAUUGUCAGGAAAUAAAACUCAACAUUUGUUUAGUA